AAGUAAGAAAUCGCGCGUCAGUCUUUCAUAACCUACAACCGGCGGAAGAUCACGUUUUGUGUGCGGUCCCGGCGAGAAUUUUCGAGAAUAAAGGUUGGGAUAUCUUUUUGAAGUACUGAAAUAUCAUUCCAAUCAACACAAACAUGCUGCGCCUACCACGCGUUGUACGCCAAACUAUUUCAUUCCACAACGCUCAUCAAAUUUCAAGAUUUUAUGCCAAAGAUGUGAGGUUCGGCGCUGAUGUAAGAGCCCUCAUGUUGCAGGGCGUAGACGUCCUUGCGGACGCUGUUGCCGUCACAAUGGGCCCAAAAGGCCGAAAUGUGAUUCUAGAGCAAUCUUGGGGCUCACCAAAGAUUACAAAAGACGGUGUGACAGUUGCCAAGGGUGUCGAACUCAAAGACAAGUUCCAGAACAUUGGCGCAAAAUUAGUACAAAAUGUUGCAAACAACACAAACGAGGAGGCAGGAGACGGCACAACUACCGCCACAGUUCUCGCUAGGGCUAUUGCUAAGGAGGGCUUCGAAAAAAUCUCGAAGGGUGCCAACCCUAUCGAGAUCAGAAGAGGAGUCAUGCUUGCAGUAGACGCCGUAAAAGACAAACUGAAGGUUAUGUCGAAGCCGGUGACGACCCCUGAGGAGAUCGCACAAGUCGCCACCAUCUCCGCCAACGGUGACACCGCCAUCGGCAAGCUCAUCGCUGACGCCAUGAAGAAGGUCGGCAGGGACGGCGUGAUCACCGUCAAGGAUGGCAAGACUCUCACCGACGAACUGGAAAUCAUUGAAGGUAUGAAGUUCGACAGAGGUUAUAUUUCACCAUAUUUCAUCAACUCAUCAAAGGGAGCCAAAGUUGAGUUCCAGGAUGCUCUAGUGCUCUUCUCAGAGAAGAAAAUUAGCAAUGUACAGACCAUCAUCCCUGCUCUGGAACUGGCCAACCAGCAGAGAAAGCCUCUGGUCAUUGUAGCCGAAGAUGUUGACGGUGAAGCCCUGUCCACUCUGGUAGUAAACAGGUUGAAGAUUGGUCUGCAGGUAGCAGCUGUCAAGGCUCCAGGCUUUGGUGACAACCGCAAGGCAACCCUCAGCGACAUGGCUAUUGCCACUGGUGGUGUAGUCUUUGGAGAUGAUUCUAACCUAAUCCAAUUGGAAAACCUCCAGCAAUCUGACCUCGGCCAAGUAGGUGAGGUUGUCAUCACAAAGGACGACACACUUUUCCUUAAAGGUAAGGGUAAGAAGUCUGACAUUGACAGGAGGGCAGAACAGAUCCGUGACCAAAUCCAGGAGACAACCUCUGAGUAUGAAAAAGAAAAACUACAGGAGCGUCUUGCCAGGCUAGCCUCAGGUGUUGCUGUCCUACACGUUGGUGGCUCAAGUGAAGUAGAGGUCAAUGAGAAGAAAGACAGAGUCAAUGAUGCUUUGAAUGCAACCCGUGCUGCAGUUGAAGAAGGUAUUGUCCCCGGAGGUGGAUCUGCUCUCCUCAGAUGUAUCCCAGAACUUACCAACCUACAGACCGCAAACAGUGACCAGGCAACAGGAGUAGAAAUCGUUAAGAAAGCCCUCAGGAUGCCAUGCAUGACGAUCGCGCGCAAUGCCGGUAUCGAUGGUUCAGUCGUUGUCGCGAAGGUCGAGGACUUGGGCCCCGAAUAUGGUUAUGAUGCACUAAACAACGAAUAUGUCAACAUGAUUGAGAAGGGUAUCAUUGACCCCACCAAGGUCGUGAGGACAGCGCUAACAGACGCCAGUGGCGUCGCGUCCCUCCUCACCACCGCUGAAGCAGUGAUCUGUGACAUCCCACAAGAGAAGGAGCCUAACCCCAUGGCCGGCAUGGGAGGCAUGGGCGGUAUGGGUGGUAUGGGAGGAAUGAUGUAAGCUUCAUGAAAGGACAUCCAAAUGCAUUUAUUGUGUAAAGAGAACUGUUAUAGUAGUUACUGUUAUGGGUAUUGUCAUAAUAUCUGGUAGUUUGAUUGAUUUUAUACAAAUUGUGGAGUGAAUGUGUAUUUCCCAGUUUUAUUUUGAGUCUGAUUGUGUUACAAAUAUAGGAAGGCAAUUCUAUGUCUCGUUAGAAUUAUUUAGUUUAAUUUGCUUGAAUAGUGCGAGCAGUGUUAUUUUUAAAUAAAUAAUUAAUGUUUUUAA
This is a messenger RNA of Helicoverpa zea (corn earworm), 2126 nucleotides long. Its product is annotated as heat shock protein 60A-like. The transcript has a single exon. Gene Ontology annotation, molecular function: ATP binding; ATP-dependent protein folding chaperone; protein-folding chaperone binding. The record is from RefSeq and is a predicted model, not a curated record. Gene Ontology annotation, biological process: apoptotic mitochondrial changes; mitochondrial unfolded protein response; protein refolding. Gene Ontology annotation, cellular component: mitochondrial inner membrane; mitochondrial matrix. NCBI's taxonomy places the organism in Eukaryota, Metazoa, Arthropoda, Insecta, Lepidoptera, Noctuidae. Bases 144 to 1862 code for a protein of 572 amino acids.